AUGCAUUUCAGAAGAGGCGAGUACGCGGAAGCGGAAGCGAGUUACACGAAAAGUUUGCAGGGUAAAGAAACGGCGGCGGCGCUGAGUAAUCGAGCGAUGGUUCGACUGAAACUCGGGAAGGCGGAGGCGUGCGCGAAGGACUGCCAGAGGAGCGUAGAUUUAUUGUUAGAAGAGGACGAGGUUGGAGAAGCAACGAGUAAGAGAGACGGUUUGUUAGUGAAGACGUGGCAGAGGAAAGGUACGGCGGAGAUGGAGAUGAAGAUGUAUCGAGAGGCGGCGGCGUCGUUUGAAAACGCGUUGAGAAUAGAGCCGGAAUCGAGGACGAUUCGAGAGCAAAGGAAGGCCGCGGUGAAGGAGAUGGCGAUGAUUGAGGUGAAAGAUGGAGAGGUUGAACUGCGCGCGAGGGAUUUCUUAGCUAAGAGACAACGUGUUUCGAUAGAAAAGAAAAAGGAACUCGAAACGCCGUCGCCUGCCGCGAUAGUACAGACUAAAAGGAAGGAAGCGAUGGCGAAAGAGGAAAUGAAGACGACAACAAUGGACAUUGAAAAAGUGCGCAAAGCGAUAUCGAAGCUCGAUCACGACGAGGAAGAAAUAAAAACUGGACCUAUUUUCGACAAGCAAUGGAAGAUCGCCGCUACUUCCUCAGAGAAGAAGUGCAAAAUCCUUCGCGCCGUUCGCGCGGAAAACAUCACCAAAAUCCUCGCCGAAAGACUCACCGGCGACCUUUUAGGGGAUAUCAUCGUUGCCAUUCUCACGCACUGGAUCACGGAAGAUUACGCGAACACAUCGUCAAACGACGACGACGAUCCCGUAAACUGGCUCACUGCGCUCACCAAAACCAACCGCUUCUCCAUGGCUUCCAUGCUCCUUUCCGGCGAAGCGAAAACAAACGCCCGCGAAAGCUGGAACCGGUGCGUUCAAAGAUUAGAGAAGAAUAAGAAUAUGAAUAGCGUAGCUUUAGAUAGGUUAGAACACUUGCGCGCGAACUUUAGAUUGUAA
Bathycoccus prasinos is the source of this 999-nucleotide messenger RNA. RefSeq lists its product as hypothetical. The transcript has a single exon. The record is from RefSeq and is a predicted model, not a curated record. Lineage: Eukaryota; Viridiplantae; Chlorophyta; Mamiellophyceae; Mamiellales; Bathycoccaceae. The coding region runs from base 1 to 999 and encodes 332 amino acids. Gene Ontology annotation, molecular function: protein binding.